CACGCGAAACGACAAGCAGCUUGGAUCAUUUUGGCCUAUCUGACAUUCUGGAGUCCAUACAACGUCGUAGCAGUGCUGAACAUGACUCGGACACUUUCUGACGAUUACGUGUCUACCGCCACAUUGUCGUUCCUGAAUGCUGCAAUCUGUGCGAAUCCGAUCGUGAAUCCUUUGAUAUACGGUAUUCUAACAAAGUCCGGCAAGCAGUAA
Haemonchus placei is the source of this 210-nucleotide messenger RNA. Lineage: Eukaryota; Metazoa; Nematoda; Chromadorea; Rhabditida; Trichostrongylidae. The record is from the annotation of a GenBank genome assembly.